Molecule: messenger RNA, 680 nt
Organism: Panicum hallii
Lineage: Eukaryota; Viridiplantae; Streptophyta; Magnoliopsida; Poales; Poaceae
Exons: 1
Coding region: 116-463 (115 amino acids)
Source: RefSeq, a predicted model, not a curated record
CUGCUCCCACCCAUGCUCACCUCAUGGGCAUUGGCAUUGCCUCCAUCCUCAGCUCAAGCCAAGCGCUGCGCAUUCACCACCCACCAACCCUGCCUGCCUCGGCGCGAGAGCAAGAAUGGCGGCCGGCAUGCCAGUGACACCGACCACGCCGACGACGACGAUGCCGCUGCCGAGCUACCAGGUGUCCGGCGCGGGCGCCGCCCCGCGGCACGCCGCCUCCGCCGGGUCGUCGAUCGGCGCCUUCUUCGGCGUGCUGGCCGCGGUGCUCGUGCUCACCGUGCUUUCCUGCGUCUUCGGCCGGGUGUGCGCCGCGCAGGCCGAGCGGCCCGACGAGUCAUACGACUGCACCAGGCUGGCGCUCUGGCGGCCCCGCCGCGCGCCGCGGAGGCGGCCGCCUCCGGCUGCGGAGGCCAAGCAGCAGCCGGCCACGGAGGGACCGCCGCUGCCGCUGCCUGAGCCGUGAUACAUGACGCUCAGCUUCUUCAUCUUUUGCUGCCCUUAAUUGCAGGUUAGUAUGGUAGUAGGAAAACUGAAAAUAAAACAGAAAUUGUAAAUCGAUGUAAUGUCUUUUUAACCUUUGAUGAGUUCUCUUCAGGUCACUGUUUAAGCUUGGUUUACCUCAUGGCUGUCACUGUCAUUUCCAUAUAGCAACAUCAUAGUAUUAUAAUUCUUUUUUUUUU